AUGAAUCGCCUUCUCACCGAAAUAUCGCUCGACACAGCAGACGAGUGGUUUAAAAUCGGUAAAAAAGCUUACAAGGAUGUACACACGUUUUCCAAAAGUAAAACGGGAGGAACAUCUGACUUCGAUAUUGUCACACAAAAACCACGUGUGGUGAACGAAGAACCCUACAUCCCUUCUUACAACAGAGGUCCGCGAGAUGAAACCCAGAGAGAUUAUGCUGCUUCAUAUUUAGAAGAGGAAGAGCAAGACCUUUUUGAGACCAAUCAGUCCCAGCAACAUGGAGUCCAAGAUGUGACUGAGCGGAUGUCAGAGAUUGACCUUGACAGCAUCUGUACAAGUGCCGUUGCUAUGCCGGAUGACCUUGUUCCAUCUAAUGCUAUGGACGUGUACCAGAACUACCAGUUUCAGCAUAGUUAUGACAAAAAGUUGCCUAUCACCAGACAUCAGCAACAGGUGAUCUCCACUAUUGAAUGUAACCAAGUGACAGUGGUGCAGGGAUCAACAGGGUCUGGGAAGACAACACAGGUGCCACAGUACAUACUGGACCAUCACGCUUCCAUGAACAAGUACUGUAACAUCAUUGUUACCCAACCCAGGAGAAUCGCUGCCAUCAGUAUCGCUCGUCGAGUGUGUAGUGAACGCAACUGGCAGCUAGGCACUGUGUGUGGAUACCAGGUUGGUAUGGACAAAAUGACAUCUGAGGACACAAGACUUACCUAUGUCACAACAGGUGUGCUACUGCAGAAACUGAUCAACACCAAGAACAUGCUACAGUUUACCCAUGUGAUCCUGGAUGAGGUCCAUGAACGAAACCAGGAUACCGAUUUCAGUCUGUUGGUGGUACGUAAGCUUCUCAGAACAAACUCUCCGCAUGUUAAGGUUGUGUUGAUGUCAGCCACCAUUGACUCAGAAAUGUUUGCAAAUUACUUUGCGCUACCCCUGGGAAGGAAGCUUGAACCUGCUCCAGUCAUCAGUGUGGAAGGCAAGAUAUUUGCUGUGUCAGAGUACUACACAGAGGACCUAUCUGUCUUAGGGGAGGUGCCUCCACUUGAUGAAGGAUCACCAGCCAUCUCCCAAGAGGCUUACAGUAUGGCAGUCCGGCUCAUACAAGAAUUUGAUAGUCUGGAAGCCAAAGACCAAGGAAUAUCUGUGACAGGUUUUGCUAACUUCAGAGGAACAGUGCUUGUUUUCCUACCAGGUCAAGCUGAGAUAGAAUAUAUGGAUACAAGUCUACAGGACAGGUGCCAAAAACACAAGUUGAAAAUUCUUCCCCUGCAUUCGUCCAUCACACUGGAGGAACAGUCCAAGGUGUUUGAGAUGCCUGGUCCUGGGGAGAGGAAGGUCAUUUUGUCUACAAAUAUUGCUGAAAGUUCCAUAACAGUACCAGACAUCAAAUAUGUUAUUGACUUUUGUCUGACAAAGAACCUGGUGGCAGAUGCAGACACCAACUAUACCAGUCUUCAGGUGGAGUGGGCUUCCUGUGCCAACUGUAACCAGAGGAAAGGUCGAGCUGGUAGAGUGUCCAAUGGCAGAGUGUACAGAAUGAUUACAAGAUAUUUCUGGGAGCACUUCAUACCAGACUUUGGCAUCCCUGAAAUGCAGCGCUGCCCACUGGAGCGUAUCAUACUUAAUGUUAAGGUGUUUGAUCUUGGAGAGCCAAAAGCCAUCCUAGCACUGGCCCUGUCUCCGCCUAACUUGGAUGACAUAGAGAAAACCAUUCUGUUGCUAAAGGAGGUAGGAGCACUGAGCACCCCAACUAAUGAAACAGAUAGUCGCCAUGAUGGUGAGCUGACCUUUGUCGGGCGAGUGUUAGCUGAUGUUCCUCUCGAUGUUCGCCUCGGAAAGUUGCUUAUCCUGGGCCAUGUGUUUGGACUACUGGAAGAUUGUCUCAUCAUAGCUGCAGCACUGUCACUGAAAUCUGUAUUUGCCAGUCCAUACAAAAAACAUCUGGAGGCAUAUAGACACAAAUUGGAGUGGUCUGCUGGAUCUAGCAGUGACUGUAUCGCCAUCCUCAAUGCCUACAGGGAAUGGGAGAAGAGGAAGCUGUUAGGUGAUUUCAAGCGUCGCAGUCAAAAGGAGGUUUCAUGGGGUAGAAUGCACUUCCUUCAGAUCAAACGCUUGUAUGAGGUCCAGGAGUUAGUAAAGGAGCUGGAGUCAAGGUUGGGCAACUUGAACAUCCAGAAACCAAAACAGAUUCCAAACUACAAACGAAAGUUUUCGGAGGACCAAGAACGACUGCUAUUAAAGGUGAUAAUGGCAGGUGCUUUCUACCCCAACUACUUCAUCAAGGAACCAAUAGAUGAGCAGGAGUCCAACCGGAUCAUGUCAGGUCAUGACCCCUUCAACACUGUUAUGGUGAAAGGUUUACCGGCCAAUCAGGGAAGUCUUUACAAGAGUGUUGUAGAAGACCAUUUUAGAGAUAUUGGCUACAGACCUACUGCCUUUUUUGAGGAGACAAAGGCCUUCAUCAGCUUCCAGUGGAAACCAGAAUACAAAGGGAAAAUUCAUCCUGGAGUUUAUUCAUCUGUCAAACUCAGACAGCUGCGUCUACCACUGGAGAUCCAACUGUUGUCAAGAGAGGAAGCGUAUAGCCUUGUUGAGCAGCAGGAAUUAGCAAAGGAGCCACAAGCGGGCUGUUUACGUACAAACAGGAUCACUGUGUCCAAUCAGCCCCAGGACAUCCAAAAGUACAUGUUGCCUCCACCCUCUUCCUCAUCUGUCCAGCUGUGUGUUACUGAG
Molecule: messenger RNA, 2739 nt
Organism: Ylistrum balloti
Lineage: Eukaryota; Metazoa; Mollusca; Bivalvia; Pectinida; Pectinidae
Product: ATP-dependent RNA helicase TDRD9-like
Exons: 23
Cellular component (GO): intracellular anatomical structure
Molecular function (GO): ATP binding; RNA binding
Source: RefSeq, a predicted model, not a curated record